Messenger RNA from Phodopus roborovskii (desert hamster), 4523 nucleotides. It is a transcript of the gene Stat3, whose product is annotated as signal transducer and activator of transcription 3. Gene Ontology annotation, molecular function: DNA-binding transcription factor activity, RNA polymerase II-specific; RNA polymerase II cis-regulatory region sequence-specific DNA binding. Gene Ontology annotation, biological process: regulation of transcription by RNA polymerase II; leptin-mediated signaling pathway; response to peptide hormone. Bases 240 to 2552 code for a protein of 770 amino acids. The transcript has 24 exons. The record is from RefSeq and is a predicted model, not a curated record. NCBI's taxonomy places the organism in Eukaryota, Metazoa, Chordata, Mammalia, Rodentia, Cricetidae.
GCGGUUUCCGGAGCUGCAGUGUAGACAGGGAGGGGGAACCUGGGGUUCCGACGUCGCGGCGGAGGGAACGAGCCCUAACCGGAUCGCCGAAGCACAACCCGGCUCGGUGUCUCCUGAUCGCGUAGGCUAAGAGAGGCUAGGCGGCCCUCGGGAGCCCAGCUGCUCGCGUCUCCAGCCAGCGCAGCCCGGCCAGUCGGGCCUCAGCCCGGGAGACAGUUCCGCCCCCUGAUUGCGUCAGGAUGGCCCAAUGGAACCAGCUGCAACAGCUGGACACUCGGUACUUGGAGCAGCUGCACCAGCUCUAUAGCGACAGCUUCCCCAUGGAGCUUCGGCAGUUCCUGGCGCCUUGGAUUGAAAGUCAAGAUUGGGCAUAUGCAGCCAGCAAAGAGUCACAUGCCACGUUGGUGUUUCAUAAUCUCUUGGGUGAGAUUGACCAGCAGUAUAGCCGCUUCCUUCAGGAGUCCAAUGUCCUCUAUCAGCACAACCUGCGAAGAAUCAAGCAGUUCCUGCAGAGCAGGUAUCUUGAGAAGCCCAUGGAAAUUGCCCGGAUUGUGGCCCGGUGCCUGUGGGAAGAGUCUCGCCUCCUCCAGACGGCAGCCACGGCAGCCCAGCAAGGGGGCCAGGCCAACCACCCCACAGCUGCCGUGGUGACGGAGAAGCAGCAGAUGCUGGAACAGCAUCUCCAGGAUGUCCGGAAGCGCGUGCAGGAUCUAGAACAGAAAAUGAAAGUGGUAGAGAAUCUUCAGGAUGACUUUGAUUUCAACUAUAAAACCCUCAAGAGUCAAGGAGACAUGCAGGAUCUGAAUGGAAACAACCAGUCUGUGACCAGGCAGAAGAUGCAGCAGCUGGAACAGAUGCUCACAGCACUGGACCAGAUGCGGAGGAGCAUCGUGAGUGAACUGGCUGGGCUUUUGUCGGCAAUGGAGUAUGUGCAGAAAACACUCACAGACGAAGAACUGGCUGACUGGAAGAGGCGACAGCAGAUUGCGUGCAUUGGAGGCCCUCCCAACAUCUGCCUGGAUCGCCUGGAAAACUGGAUAACUUCAUUAGCAGAGUCUCAACUUCAGACCCGCCAACAAAUUAAGAAACUGGAGGAGUUGCAGCAAAAAGUGUCCUACAAGGGGGAUCCUAUUGUGCAGCACAGGCCAAUGCUGGAGGAGAGGAUUGUGGAGCUGUUCAGAAACCUAAUGAAAAGUGCCUUCGUGGUAGAGCGGCAGCCCUGCAUGCCCAUGCACCCUGACAGGCCCCUUGUCAUCAAGACUGGUGUCCAGUUCACUACUAAAGUCAGGUUGCUGGUCAAAUUUCCCGAGUUGAAUUAUCAGCUUAAAAUUAAAGUAUGUAUUGACAAGGACUCUGGGGAUGUUGCUGCUCUCAGAGGGUCUCGAAAAUUUAACAUUCUGGGCACAAACACGAAAGUGAUGAACAUGGAGGAGUCCAACAAUGGCAGCCUGUCUGCAGAGUUCAAACAUCUGACUUUGAGGGAGCAGAGAUGUGGGAAUGGGGGCCGUGCCAACUGUGACGCCUCCUUGAUUGUGACUGAGGAGCUGCAUCUGAUCACCUUCGAGACUGAGGUGUACCACCAGGGCCUCAAGAUUGACCUAGAGACCCAUUCCUUGCCAGUUGUGGUGAUCUCCAACAUCUGUCAGAUGCCAAAUGCUUGGGCAUCAAUCCUGUGGUAUAACAUGCUGACCAACAACCCCAAGAACGUGAACUUCUUCACCAAGCCACCAAUUGGAACCUGGGACCAAGUGGCCGAGGUGCUUAGCUGGCAGUUCUCCUCCACCACCAAGCGAGGGCUGAGCAUUGAGCAGCUGACUACGCUGGCGGAGAAGCUCUUAGGACCUGGUGUAAACUACUCAGGGUGUCAGAUCACAUGGGCUAAAUUUUGCAAAGAAAACAUGGCUGGCAAGGGCUUCUCCUUCUGGGUGUGGCUAGACAAUAUCAUUGACCUUGUGAAAAAGUAUAUCUUGGCCCUUUGGAAUGAAGGGUACAUCAUGGGUUUCAUUAGCAAGGAGCGAGAGCGCGCCAUCCUGAGCACAAAGCCCCCAGGCACCUUCCUGCUGAGAUUCAGUGAGAGCAGCAAAGAAGGAGGGGUCACUUUCACUUGGGUGGAAAAAGACAUCAGUGGCAAGACCCAGAUCCAGUCUGUAGAACCAUAUACCAAGCAGCAGCUGAACAACAUGUCGUUUGCUGAAAUCAUCAUGGGAUAUAAGAUCAUGGAUGCUACCAACAUCCUGGUGUCUCCUCUGGUCUACCUGUACCCUGACAUCCCUAAGGAGGAAGCAUUCGGGAAGUACUGUCGGCCAGAGAGCCAGGAGCAUCCUGAGGCUGACCCAGGUAGUGCUGCUCCUUACCUGAAGACCAAGUUCAUCUGUGUGACACCAACGACCUGCAGCAAUACCAUUGACCUGCCGAUGUCCCCCCGCACUUUAGAUUCAUUGAUGCAGUUUGGAAAUAACGGUGAAGGUGCUGAGCCCUCAGCAGGAGGGCAGUUUGAGUCACUCACGUUUGAGAUGGAUCUGACUUCGGAGUGCGCUACCUCCCCCAUGUGAGGGGCUACAAAUGGAAGCUGCAGAGAUGACCGGGGCACCUGCCUGCCCCGGGUUCCACCCUUAAGCAGUCAAACCCCAGCUCAUCUGAGACUCCUAACUUUGUGGUUCCAGAUUUUUUUUUUUUUUUAAAUCUCCUACUUCUGCUAUCUUUGAGCAAUCUGGGCACUUUUUAAAAUAGAGAAAUGAGUGAGUGUGGGUGAUGUGCUUUAUGUAAAGAGGAAAGUACUCUGAGUCCGCGAUGGGGAUGUGAAAGCCGGAGGCUGGGGGGAGAAAAGCAAAUGCCUUGUGUCCCGUUCCCCGCCCUCCCUCCUCAGCAGCUCAUUGCCGUCCUUUGUUGUUAGACAAGUGCCUCCUGGUGCCCAUGGCAUCCUUCUGCCCAUUUCUGUGAGCUGAUACACCAGGCUGCCUGCAGCUGAGGACUCCUGGCAUUGCACUUUUAACCUUGCUAAUGUCCAAAUAGAAAAUAGGACUAAGCCCAUAGGUUCUUUUUAAAUUAAAAAAAAAAAAAAUAAGAAGAAUUAAAGGGCAAAACACACGGAGACAGCAUGUAGUAUAGCCUUUCUGUAGCAAAGAAAACUCAUCCCCAGCUUCUUUGGUGCUUUAAGUGUAAAAACCCUGAGAUGGUUUCUGAUGAAAUCUGGAAAAGACAUCUGAGGCUGUGGCUUAGCCUCUGGUUUGAACAUGAAGGUUAGAGAGAACCUAGAUAUCCCAGACUCUUCAUAAACUGGGUUUUAUUUACCCAGGAGUGUGCUCCCCUGUUGGAGGGGUGAGGGUAGACCAAGGGCACUGAAAACCUGUCACCCUCCCUAUCUCCAAGACUCCAGACCCUGUUUCCGGGUCAGCCUGUCCUGCAGGUGCCUUACUGGGCCUAGAACCAACCUGGCUUCCUUUCCCACUUGACCUUGCUCAUGGUGUCUCCUUCCCAUGUCCCAAGGCCCCUGUCCUGCUUGCAUUGGGAACCCUGGUCUCAGGACCCUAUGAUCAGAGAGACUGAGUUACAGCUUUGAAUCUGACUUAGACUACAGGUCCUCAGCAAAGCUCAGGGAUUGUGGUCCUUAUUCUAUUUGUUUGGUACCCAGGGGUACCUAUAACCACAUGGCAAAAGCUGACUAAUAAACUCCAGGUCUACCCCUGGAGGUAUAACCUUGGCCUCUCCUGAGACUAGUGAUUGUCUGCUCCUCAUUGGGGCCCCUGGGGUGAGGUGGAACAGGGUGCCUGCACCUACUGUGGCCUUCAUGUCACCUGCUUGCUUCCACCAAUCUACUUGCUUGAACAAGGCAGGCCUCCUCUGACACGGAGGCAUGGCUAGAUUCAGUGACUCAGAGACACCAUGCUCAGCUGGCCAGUGUCUGGAAUUCUUGUUUGUUUCACUCAAAUUAACCAGUGUCUGAACUAAGAGGGUGAGGACAUUGUCUCCAAGACAGACUGCUUGCCUUGGCUACCCCCUGGCCUUCUGCUUUGAGACAGUUACUGCUCUCCCUUCCCCAGAACAUUCUUUAGUAUGCAAUAAGCUGAAGUCCCAGGCCAAAAGGGUAUUUAGAAAGGCAAGGCUGGGACUUUAAUGCCUGGGGACCUAGGGAGCAAGGGCUCAGGCUUCUCUGGGGCAGGUGUUGUAAAAGCCCCAUCUCUGGGAAGUUACCUGGGUGGCCUGGGCUAAUCACCUGUAAUGACAGCUCCAAGGAGAGCAGAAACUUGCCCCAUGGAGUCCUCAGAGCAGCUCGCCCACUUUGCCUCCUUUGACCAUGCCUGUCCCCAGCCUAGCCCAGCCAUGCCUGCGGAUUGCUUAGCCUCUCUGUACAGUGGUUUGUAUUCUAUCCUAGCCACUGCAUUCAAAUUCCAAUGUAUACUUUCUAGUGUAAAAAUUUAUAUUAUUGUGGGUUGUUUUUUGUUGUUGUUGUUUGUUUGUUUGUUUUUUUGUAUAUUGCUGUAACUACUUUAACUUCCAGAAAUAAAGAUUAUAUAGGAACCGUC